Molecule: messenger RNA, 329 nt
Organism: Vitrella brassicaformis
Lineage: Eukaryota; Vitrellaceae
Source: the annotation of a GenBank genome assembly
AUGGUCGUGGGCGUCCCGCCUUCACCUUCCAGCAUCAUCGCAUCGCCAUCUCAACAACAACACAUAAGGUGAGCCCCCCCAGUCAUUGUCAGGAGAUCUGUGCGCUCAAAUCGCCCUCUGUCUGUCUGUGUCGUUUCAGGGCUCUUCGGAGCUGGGAUUCACAGUGCCUACAAGCCUGUCUAACGCAAUGGCGUCAAGGACAGAGUGUCCAAGCGAUACAGCGCCAAGGGGAGGUGAUCAAAGUGAUGGCUGGGCGAGCUUCAUGCUACCGAGGCGAAGUAGCAUCCCAGCAGCAGACGCGGCUCCAGCACCGAGACGAGUUGGUGUGA